AUGGCUUUCCCACUUGAAGACCCGGAGUGGCAAGGCCUCACGUCAAAAGGAAAGGCCGAACUCGCCGUUGAAAUAUUCAACGACCUCGAGAAUGUGGUGGAUUGGAUAGAGACACUCUCGCAGUUAUGCACGAUCCUCUACAGCCAAGUGAAAAGACACGAACCAGCUCGGCUGUUACACGGGGAGCUAGAGACAGCGCUUAGAGAUGAAACCCGCAAGGCCAAAAGUUUCCUGAUGCACUUGCAUGAUGUACAGGGCAUCAUGGCGAACGAUCAAUAUGCGAAGUUACGCUUUGCAAAUCUUAUAGGCGAUCGGAGAUCCAAAGCGCUUCAUACGGCUUGUCUGAACCAUGGGAUACAUGUCAGUAAUAGCGGUUAG
Messenger RNA from Rasamsonia emersonii CBS 393.64, 378 nucleotides. RefSeq lists its product as uncharacterized. The transcript has 2 exons. The record is from RefSeq and is a predicted model, not a curated record. Bases 1 to 378 code for a protein of 125 amino acids. Lineage: Eukaryota; Fungi; Ascomycota; Eurotiomycetes; Eurotiales; Trichocomaceae.